AUGUCAUCGUGGAAAAAAGCUGCCAAGUCUCAUCAAAAAAAUCAUAGAGAACGACAUCAACCUGAAAAUCGAGCUCAUUUAGGUUUACUUGAAAAAAAAAAAGAUUAUAAAUUAAGAGCUGAAGAUUAUAAUAGAAAAAAAAGAACCCUACGAUUGUUGAGAAAGAGAGCUUUAAAUAAAAAUCCAGAUGAAUUUUAUUUUCAUAUGAUUAAUUCUAAAAUUGAAGAUGGCAUUCAUCAUGAACUUGAAAAAGAUGAUGAACAUACACCUGAACAAUUGAUGUUAAUGAACACUCAAGAUUUAAAAUAUAUAACAAUGAAAAGAACUAUGGAAAUGAGAAAAAUUGAAAAUUUACAAGCACAACUGCAUAUGUUAGAUGUUGCAAACGAUACUCCUAAUGAACAUGUUUUUUUUGUCGAUUCCAAAGAGGAAGCAAAAAAUUUUGAUGUUGUCAAGCAUUUGGAUACUCAUCCUUCACUACUCGAUCAAAGAAUUAAUAGAAUAAAAUUAGAUGAAUUAAGGAAAAUGAAAUUAAAUAUAGAUGAAGAAAGUAUAAGAAAUAUAGCAAAUCAAAAAAAGAAAAUGUACCAAAAGCUUGCUAAAAGAGUAGAACGAGAAAAAGAAUUAGGAAUAAUACAACAAAAGUUGGAAAUUAAGAGGCAUUUGAUCGCUUCAAAACAUCUUCAACCUAAAAAAAUUAGAAAUGCUACAAAGAAGUCAGCUGCAAUUUACAAAUUCAGUUCUGAAAGAAAAAAAUAA
Molecule: messenger RNA, 759 nt
Organism: Pediculus humanus corporis (human body louse)
Lineage: Eukaryota; Metazoa; Arthropoda; Insecta; Psocodea; Pediculidae
Exons: 1
Coding region: 1-759 (252 amino acids)
Biological process (GO): rRNA processing
Cellular component (GO): small-subunit processome; nucleolus
Source: RefSeq, a predicted model, not a curated record